Messenger RNA from Belonocnema kinseyi, 1812 nucleotides. RefSeq names its product pancreatic triacylglycerol lipase-like. Gene Ontology annotation, biological process: lipid metabolic process. NCBI's taxonomy places the organism in Eukaryota, Metazoa, Arthropoda, Insecta, Hymenoptera, Cynipidae. The transcript has 6 exons. Bases 170 to 1480 code for a protein of 436 amino acids. The record is from RefSeq and is a predicted model, not a curated record. Gene Ontology annotation, molecular function: lipase activity.
AGAUGUGCAGCUGUGCUUAUAAAUUCAAGGUUUCUUAGUCAUUUAUUAUACGAAGACCAAACCCGCAGUGAUUUUUGUUCCAACUCAGAAACAUAAAUUAGAGGUCAAUGCAAAGAUAACAUACUCGAGUUAUCAAAGCUCAUCAAAAUUCCAAGAGCAGAACAUCAAAAUGCUUCCUCAUUGUAAGACCACAAUUUAUUCAGUAGUAAAUGUGACAUUUUUUUUCCUAUUUAUAUCAAAUACCUUCGCAAAAAGUGACCAUUCGAGUGAAGAAGAAAAUAGUCAAGUUGGAAGUGAGAAAGAAACUGCUACUCUUAGUUUAAAGAAUUUCACGUACGCUCUUCAUAAUAGUUCAAGUAAUGAUAUGCGAGGAAAAUCGAAAGAAGUUGAUUGUUUUGGACUUGGACCUGCUUUUGCCAAAGCACUGGAAUGGCUUUUUCUGAAAGAGGAUCUGAAAAAACAUCCACUUUUAGCACAUUUUUAUAUGGUGACAAGAAAACAACCAAAGAGAGUCCAUGUUUUGGUUGGCGAUCAGUUUGGACUAGAGUGGACUGAUUUUGACAUCCGUCGUCAAACUGUUGUGAUUGUUCAUGGAUUUUUAGCAAGUGGUAAUGAAGAGUGGAUUCAUGAUAUGGAAAAAGGAGUACUUUCAUGGAGUGACGUCAAUAUUAUAAUCGUUGACUGGAGUGAAGGCAGCAAUACCUGGAAUUAUUAUAGAGCAGCAGUCAAUACAAAAGUCGUUGGCUCGCUAAUAGCACAGCUUUUCGAGCAGAUAGAAAAUGCAACAAUACACUCUAACGGGCCGGCUGCACCUGAAUGGGGAAAACUUUAUUUUAUUGGACAUAGUCUGGGUGCUCAUAUUGUUAGCUAUGCAGCAAAUUCAGUAACGAAAUUACCAAAUAACUGGAAAGUCGAAAGGAUAACUGGAUUAGAUCCUGCUCAACCGUGUUUUCGUAAUGUCGAUAAGGAUUUACUAUUGGACAAAAGUGAUGCCCCUUUCGUUGAUGUGAUUCACACUAAUGGAAAAUUAUUGACCAGUAUAGGACUGGGGUUACCGGAAGCAAUAGGUCAUGUCGAUUAUUAUCCAAAUGGUGGUAAAACACAACCAGGAUGCUCACGGGUAAAAUUAGGCCGCUUUCCUAUACCAAUUCCAUCAAACGUGAUUACUCAAGCUAUAUGCAGCCAUGGUCGAUCCUAUAUCUACUUUACCGAAUCAAUAGUCACAUCAAUACAACAAAAUUGUACUUUUUGGGCCCAUAAUUGGGACUUGACUUACAGACGUGCAGUUGCAGCUGUAAAUGAAACAUGCACUCAUGAUAAGUGUUCAGAAAUGGGAAUUAAUUCAAUAAAUCAUCCCCAACGAGGAACGUUUUUCACCCUCACUUCUGGGAUCAUUCCUUACUGCAGUGUCAGCGAGUCAGACAAAGAGGAUGUUUUGCGUAAACUACGUGAGGAACUACAUAAUGAAGUUGAUGACUGAUUUAUUGAUUAAUUAUUAUUAUUUAUCAGGUUAUAUGUAUAGAAACGAAUAUCUUGUCCUCACUCAUUCAAGAAAAUUGGUAUUUUUUGCAAAUCAAUUCUUCAGUAUUUUUUACUUAAUAAUGUAAUUAUGUACAGUUUAGGAAUAAUUAUAGCUUUCAGCUUGGUUUUUAAAACGCCUCUGAGAUAGAUAUAAAUAUUUAUAUUAAACAAGACUUAUUUUAUUGCAGGGUGCCCAUUUAAAAACAAAUAACCCCUAUUUUUUAUAUAAUUAUUUGAACGACUGAAAAAUCCCGAAAAAUCAAAUUUACGACACUGUAAAAUUUCAAAAUU